This is a messenger RNA of Xiphias gladius (swordfish), 2545 nucleotides long. RefSeq lists its product as uncharacterized. Bases 217 to 2358 code for a protein of 713 amino acids. NCBI's taxonomy places the organism in Eukaryota, Metazoa, Chordata, Actinopteri, Istiophoriformes, Xiphiidae. The transcript is spliced from 16 exons. The record is from RefSeq and is a predicted model, not a curated record.
CACGCUGCUCCUCGGCACGGCCGCACUACCUGCUGCCGCGCAGUUUAUCUCCCUCUGCCUCCCCAGCCUCCUCCCGCAUCGAAUAACUGAGCGAUCCCGCAACAUCUUUGUCUCACUGCAGUCCCUGUCGCAGACGUCAAAAAACAGCCCUGUUUCAGAAAGUGUCAAGACUCAUUAUGCUGGGUUCGGACGUCCUGUCCGGCUGAGGAGCUCGAGAUGCUGCACAGCGUCAGACCGAGCCUCCUGUUGCGGGGCCUGACUCUGUUCCUGUUAGGUCCGGCCUGUGAAGCCUCUUCUCUGGGGCUGACAGUCCACGCCGUGCCCCUUGACAGCGAUGGAGGGAAAACGGUGCGGGCUCACUUCGGUGCCAUCGCUCCCGGUCCGUGUCCAGCUUUGUCUGGACUGUGUGCUGUAGGGGAGGACUGCCUGGUCCACUCUACCUCCUUGCCUUUCAACGGCACCGAACCCCCGUCUGGCUGGUGUGUCCGCCAGUGGCAGAAAACUGUCCCCAGUAAUUACAAAGCCUCCAUCAGAUUAGGGUCCAACACAGAAGUUUAUGUAUCAAUGGAAGCAGGACCAAAGGUUCGGGAAAACAGUGGGAGACUCAAUCAACCUGCUUUUGUUGCUCUCCCUCCUCCACUUAGAGCCCGUGUGAACUGCCCUCACCACUUCUAUCUGUCCGUGAAAGACCUGGAUGGGGACAAGGUGCGAUGUCGCUUCGCCCGGCCCGACCGAGGAGAGUGUCUCAGCUGCACUCAGCACUCCUUUAUAGAACUGGACGAGGAGAAAUGUAUGUUGACAUUCACUGGAGAGGCACCAGCAGGGCAAUAUUUCAUCUACCUGAUGGCAGAGGACCUGAUUCCUGUGCCAAAAACAAGCCGCCUCACAGAUAACGCACCCCUCAGCUCUGUCCCUGUGCACCUCUCUCUCACCGUGGAGGAGCCCGCUUCCAGGUGCAGUGAUGAACCCGUGGCAACAGGUGAGACCCCCGAAGAGGACGCCACGCUGUUCGUCCUGCCGUACCAGGAGGUGAAAUUCAACGUCAACUUCAUGUCACAGCUGGAGAGUGUUUUAGAGUUAGCCGUGGUUGGUCCCCCCGAACUCUACAGGACCGGCUUCAAAUCAGUCGGCCCCCUGUCAAUGAUGACCGUGGCCUGGGUCCGCUCCGAAAACAAACUGGCCCGCCUUUUGCCCAUCUGCUUUGCUGCAAAUACCAAGAGUUUGCAGUCAGAGCCCAGAUGCGUUUGGCUGUACCAAAGGGAAAUGAGGACACUACCUGCCGGAACAGAGCUGAGGUGUGAGGGGACAGAGAUGAAUCUGGUGCUCCCCGUCGCCUCCCUGGGUAACAUCAAUCUGGACGAACUGCAGCUCAACAGCCCCACCUGUCCUGUCACCUACAACAACACACACCUGAGAGCACGCAUCCCCUUGACUGGCUGUGGCACCAAGACUGUGCACUCCGGUUCAGAGCUGGUCUACACCAACACCUUGCAAAGUGUACGUCCCUACACUGUGGUCAGCCGCCAGCCCUCCCUCAUCCUCCCUCUCGCCUGCCGGAUCCCUGGAGCCCAGGUCAAGGGACCACAGUACAAGAUCGGCAUGCCAACAGAGGAAGAGACCUUUGGUCAGGUUACAUUUUGGAUGGAAUUCCACUUGCCAGGACAGGGGCCCCUGGCCAAAUUCACUCGCAUUCCCCGGCUACGCUCCAUCUACGUGCCGCCAGGACGAGUUCGUCGAGAGGCGGAAUCACCGUCAUGGAGAAACAUCACCUCCAACAGCAGUGGGGCCUUCGAGUCCAGGGUCGACCAGCUGGACCUCCAUGUGAUGUCAAACUGCAGCGUGGAUCGAGCCGAGCUGAUGGUGAGCAACUGCAUUGAGUCCGAGACGGAGGACUUUGCAGAGACCAGCCCCAUUCUGGAGCAAGGGUGCGCGGCUUCCAACAGCACACUAGAGAUUGUUACAACACAUACCAACUCCAAAGUUUACCGCCUUCAUUUGGACAACCUGGAGGCCAAGGGAUCAACGAUGUAUAUCCAGUGCACAGUCAAUCUGUGCAUCGCCACCAUGCCUUCUCAGGAGUGCCCUGAUCCGUGUGCCCGCUCCAUUAAUUACAGAGCACUGAUAAACAGUGUCUUUACCAAAACCUACACCAUCCGUUCGGGACCCGUUAGCCUUCUGGUCACCACGACGUCCACAGCAAUCGUCAGCACUAAUACGACCACUACUACAUCAACUAUAACUACUACAGCUGCCCAGAAAAAGACCACCUCACAUGCUCCAGAACGGGCCUCAACCGUGGUAGCAGGAGUGAUUCUAACAACUGUUUGCAUAUUUCUUCGAAACAUCUUUCUUCACUGAACAUGCUGCUGGACGAUGAUCUGUCAGAAUGUGGAGCACUGCAUUUCCCUGUUUGGGUCAUUUAACACAGAAUUAAUCCCACACAUGAAUUCCCAUGCUUCCACCGUAAAUACUAGGCUUUUUCAGAGAAUCUAAUAAAAGCCAGAGCACACUGCAUGACUGUCAAAAAAAAAAAAAAAAAAAAAAA